Molecule: messenger RNA, 3734 nt
Organism: Pogona vitticeps (central bearded dragon)
Lineage: Eukaryota; Metazoa; Chordata; Lepidosauria; Squamata; Agamidae
Source: RefSeq, a predicted model, not a curated record
AUGUUCCUUUUGCCAUGACUGCGCGGCGUGGACCGGAGUGGCUCUGAAGUGCAACCGGGAGAGCUUCCCGAGCCGCCGCCGCCGCCAGCGCCGCCACCUCUUUUCCCGCGAACACCAUGAGGAGAGCGGCGCCGCUUUUCUUCCUUUUCUUGCUGUGCCUCGGCAAGAUAAAAGCUGCUGUUUCUUCUUGUGGUGAAGAAUGCAGUUCUUUAACGGAUGUACGUGUGUCAGAAAUAGAAAUAAGUAUCCCGUUUCCUGGCAGCUUCAGAAUAAGUAAUGUGACUUUUGCAAAUGGGACACAGACAAAGCCUCUACUUGUGAAUGGUUCAAUAUCUGAACUUGAUCCUGGUACACAGUAUGUUGUGUAUUUUACAAAUGGGAAUUCUACAUGUUGCGAAGUCAUUACAACAAAGCCCAGUCCAGUGUCUGAUCUUCACGUGGAAAGCAUCGGUACCACAACAGUGAAUUUAACAUGGAAGAGCGAAGACCUGCAAGCUAUUAACUAUACCUAUCGAAUAGAAAUAGAAGGAAAUGCAUCUCCGAGAAAUGAGUCUUCUGAUACCACCAGUGCAGUAAUUAGCAACCUGGAACCCGGAACAUGGUAUAGGUUCAACAUCUAUCCGGUUGCUCCUGAUAAUAAAACUGAGGGAGAGCCAAAUAAUGCAUCGCUGUAUACAAAGCCGAGUCCAGUGUCUGAACUUCAUGUUCAAAGUGUCGGUACCACAACAGUGAAUUUAACGUGGAAAAACGAAGACCUGCAUGCCACUAACUAUACCUACCGAAUAGAAAUAGAAGGAAAUUCAUCUCGUAGAAAUGAGUCUUCUGAUACCACCAGUGCAGUAAUUAGCAACCUGGAACCCGGAGCAUGGUAUAAGUUCAAUAUCUAUCCGGUCGCGCCUGAUAAUAAAACUGAAGGAGAGCCAAAGAAUGCAUCGCUGUAUACAAAGCCAAGUCCAGUUUCUGAGCUUCAUGUUGAAGGCAUCGGUACCACAACAGUGAAUUUAACGUGGAAAAACGAAGACCUGUAUGCUACUAACUAUACCUACCGGAUAGAAGUAGAAGGAAAUGCAACUCGUAGAAAUGAGUCCUCUGAUACCACCAGUGCAGUAAUUAGCAACCUGGAACCCGGAGCAUGGUAUAAGUUCAAUAUCUAUCCGGUCGCGCCUGAUAAUAAAACUGAAGGAGAGCCAAAGAAUGCAUCGCUGUAUACAAAGCCCAAUCCAGUUUCUGAGCUUCACGUUGAAAGCGUCAGUACCACAACAGUGAAUUUAACAUGGAAGAGCGAAGACCUGCAUGCUACUAACUAUACCUACCGAAUAGAAAUAGAAGGAAAUGCAUCUCAUAGAAAUGAGUCUUCUGAUACCACCAGUGCAGUAAUUAGCAACCUGGAACCCGGAACAUGGUAUAGGUUCAACAUCUAUCCGGUUGCUCUUGAUAAUAAAACUGAGGGAGAGCCAAAGGAUACAUCGCUGUAUACAAAGCCCAGCCCAGUUUCUGAGCUUCAUGUUCAAAGCAUCGGUACCACAACAGUGAAUUUAACAUGGAAGAAUGAAGACCUGCAUGCUACUGACUAUACCUACCGAAUAGAAAUAGAAGGAAAUGCAUCUCUUAGAAAUGAGUCCUCUGAUACUACCAGUGCAGUAAUUAGCAACCUGGAACCCGGAACAUGGUAUAGGUUCACCGUCUAUCCGGUUGCUCCUGAUAAUAAAACUGAGGGAGAGCCAAAGGAUACAUCGCUGUAUACAAAGCCCAGUCCAGUGUCUGAUCUUCGCGUGGAAAGCAUCGGUACCACAACAGUGAAUUUAACAUGGAAAAACGAAGACCUGCGAGCUACUAAUUAUACAUACCAAAUAGAAAUAGAAAGUAAUGCAUCUCUUAGAAAUGAGUCUUCUGAUACCACCAGUGCAGUAAUUAGCAACCUGGAACCUGGAACAUGGUAUAGGUUCACCGUCUAUCCAGUCGCCCCUGAUAAUAAAACUGAGGGAGAGCCAAAGAAUACAUCACUGUAUACAAUUCCCAGCUCAGUGUUCAACAUAAGUGUUAACGACAUCAGUACAACAGUGGUCAACUUAACAUGGAAGAACUCUGAUUUGGCAUCUGUUGAGUACUUCUAUAGGAUAAAUGUCAGUGAGGGAGCUGGUGUGAACACGGUCUUCGCAGAUACCAGUGCUGUAAUUUCAGGGCUAAGCCCUGGGACUCAGUACACAUUCAGCAUAUAUUCAAUUGCAGGAGAUAUGAAGACGGAAGGAAAGUCAAGCUCCAUAAAUUAUUGUACAAUUCCAGCAUCAGUGGAUGUAUUGAUGUGUGAGCCAGUGGCUAAACAGGCAGAACUGAUUCUCAACUGGACUCCUCCAAAUGGGACAUUUGUAGGCUUCCACCUUCUUGUCUUAAAUAAUCCUUGGAACAAAACAUUAUCUAAAGAAUAUAACACCACAGUAACAAAUUUGAGUUAUUUUACCAACUACACUGUUCAAGUUAUAACUCGUUCAUGUGAAAAAGAGAGCAUUCCUAAAGAAAUAACAUGUCACACAAGUAUUACUGAUCCUCCACCUCCAUCUGAUCCCCCUGCUGUCAAAGCAUUAAAUCACUAUUCUUUGAAUGUUCAGUUUGGUGUCUUUAAUUCAACACAUGGACCUGUAACAGCAUACGCAAUAGUGGUCACAACUUCAGAAGGACCAAUCUCUAAUGAUUCCUUGCAGUAUACAUAUGAUGAGUUCAUCAAAAAGAAAACAAAUGCUUACGUUGCAUCUAUCAUUGAAGUCCAGCAAAAGUAUUCCUCUUCCUCUAACAGUCAACAGUAUGAUAUGAAAGUAGGAGAUGGAUCUAAAGUAUAUGGUUAUGUCAACGGAAAGUUAGAUCCCCUUGGUUCAUACAGGGUGUGUGUUGCUGGUUUCACUCAAAUGAAUUUAAAUGAGACAAUUCAACUCAUCAAUGUGGACAAGAGUUUUCUCUCAUUUUCGCCUAGUUCAGGGACUGUAGUCCUACCUCAGAACCCAGAUGUCAUCACUGGAGCUGUUGUUGGAUGUGUUCUGGCUGCUGUAAUUGUUGCUGUAAUUGUAGGAUUCAUAUUCUGGAAAAAGAGAAGAGAUGGUGGAAAAAAUAGUGAUGUGCCAUUUUCUAUCAUUGAAUCAAAGUCAAUGAAGGUUGAUCACUUUGACUCCUACUUUAAGAAACAGAAAGCAGACUCAAACUGUGGGUUUGCAGAAGAAUAUGAGAAUCUCAGGCUGGUUGGUGUAAAUCAGCCCAAAUUUGCAGCUGAACUGCCAGAAAACAAAGGCAAAAACAGAUACAACAAUGUUUUGCCAUAUGAAUUUUCUCGUGUUAAACUUUCGAUGAAGACCAGUCCGUUUGAUGAUUACAUUAAUGCAAACUAUAUGCCUGGGUACAACUCCAAGGAAGAGUUCAUUGCCGCUCAAGGCCCUUUGCCAACCACCGUGCAAGACUUCUGGCGCAUGAUAUGGGAGAAGAACAUUUAUGCAGUAGUCAUGUUGACCAAAUGUGUUGAACAGGGCAGGACAAAAUGUGAGGAGUACUGGCCAAACAAACAAUCCAAGAGCUAUGGAGACAUCAUAGUAGCGAUGACAUCUGAAAUUGUCCUCCCAGAGUGGACUAUAAGAGAUUUCUCCGUGGAAAAAGUGAGUGAUUCAAUGUGCAUAUGUUUGUGUUUUUUAACAUGGCAUUCCAGAAUGAUGUACAUGUGGAACCCAAGUCAGGCAUGACUAGUAUAUCCACUG